This is a messenger RNA of Anolis sagrei ordinatus, 1172 nucleotides long. It is a transcript of the gene RLIG1, whose product is annotated as RNA 5'-phosphate and 3'-OH ligase 1. NCBI's taxonomy places the organism in Eukaryota, Metazoa, Chordata, Lepidosauria, Squamata, Anolidae. Gene Ontology annotation, molecular function: RNA ligase (ATP) activity. Gene Ontology annotation, biological process: response to reactive oxygen species. The record is from RefSeq and is a predicted model, not a curated record.
CAGCAGGCCUUUCGCCCAGGCCUCGCAUGGCUGCCGCUUGGUGAGGCCGCGGGGCUGUCGCUAUCGAACGUCUGGAGCGGGGCGCUGAAUUGUGGGGCGGCGAGGCGCGGGGCCAUGAGCCUCCCGCUGGGCUCCGUGCAGCAGAAGGUGCCCUGCCUGUUUGUGACGGAGGUGAGGGAGGAGCCCUCGGCCAAGAGGGAGCACCAGCCUUUUAAAGUGUUGGCCACUGAAACGAUUAAUCAAAAGGCGUUGGAUGCAGAUAUAUACAAUGCCAUGCCAACGGAAAAAGUGGACGGAACUUGCUGUUACAUAACAACAUAUAAAGGACAGCCAUACCUUUGGGCCCGGAUGGAUAGAAAACCUAACAAGCAGGCUGAAAAAAGAUUUAAACGUUUUUUGUACUCAGCAGACAACUCACGAGGAUUUACUUGGAACAUUGAAGAAGAUUUCAGGACUGUUCCUGAAUGCUGGAUUCCAGCAAAGGAAAUAGAGCACUGCAAUGGGAAACCUCUUCCUGACGAAAAUGGACAUAUUCCAGGCUGGGUACCUGUGGAGAAAAACAGCAGACAAUAUUGUUGGCACACUUCUGUUGUUGACUAUGAAUUUGAACUAGCUCUCAUUCUGAAGCCUCACACUGAAGAACCUGGUUUUCUAGAAAUAUGCCCGAUGCCUCUAUCCACAUUUUCAGAGCACACGCUGGAGCUCAUUGGAACAAACAUUAAUGCCAAUCCAUAUGGUUUAGGAAGCAAGAAACAUCCAGUACAUCUCCUUGUCCCUCAUGGAAUAUUUCAAAUAAAAAAUGCACCUGCACUGAAUCACAAUGAUAUAUUGACAUGGCUUGAUGGAUGCAAAGAGGGGAAAAUUGAAGGGAUUGUAUGGCAUUGUGCUGAUGGGAAUUUAAUCAAGCUUCAUCGACACCAUCUUGGUUUGUCCUGGCCAAUUGCAGACCCUCACUUGAUUUCUCAGCCAGUUGUUGUAAACUUCAGUGGGAUCAAAUAUGACUUUAACUUUGAACCAAAGACACUUUUUGAUUAUUUUUCAAAGUUGGAUGGACAAAGAUUCAGUAGCCUCAGGAAUAUAACAAGUGAUCUAUGACCAGAUUUCUCAAAAAGAUAGACAUAUGUAUCAUUCCUUUUGGCUCAGUCUUACAUAUAGUAUAUAUGUCACCAAAA